UCUUUUGGAGGAGUUAGUGGGGAAUUGGAACAAAAUCAAUCAAUUGGAAGAUGGUAUUUUUUUUGGCAUUUAAUUUUUUUAAUAUCAAAAGGUUUCAACCUCCGACGUCUCAGCCAUCGUAUAAUCAAUUUGGCGUUCAACAGAAUGUUCAACAAAAUAGCACAACCGGAUUUCGGAAUGGCGAUUGCCCACCAUCUUUACUCUCACUUGAUUUUAAAGGAUCAUUUAAUGAUUAUGACCAGGAUGUUAUUGGUUUCCGUCAUCCCACCAACAAAAAUAUGCAGUUCGGUUUGUCCGAGACACAACGAAAUGAACAACCAAAUCGCGUUAUUGAAAACUCUUCGUAUGCAACGCAAAAUCGUCAGAACAGAAACGUUGAACAUCCUCGUAUUCAAUUGUUUAAACAUACGAGUGAAUCUUUACAUGAAUCGGAGGAAGCCGUUUCUCCUUUUCAAAAAUAUUUUGAGCCUAUUGACGGCGAUUUAAAACAAAAUGACAGAGCUCCUGCUGCUCCUCAUGGCAAAAGAGGCAAGAAAGUAGAUGAUCGACAAAUUCGGGAAUACUUAAAUCGCAAAAAACCUUCUGGAAAGCCAAAGCAAAAGGGAUCAAAAGCUUCAAAUUCUACUUCUAGCACCCAUUCGGAAACUACCACUUCAACAUCUCGACAAGCUCCUCCUUUUCAACAACUUCCUGCCCCGCCUCCCACUUUCAAUAUUUGGGCAAAUCUCUUUUAAGAAAAAUACUAUUUAAAUUUAAAAAAACAUAAAUAAGUAAAUAUAUGUAUUUGUUUAUUAUAUUUUGACAGAUUGUCAAUAUUUCAUCCCUCUUACAAUUUUUCAUGCAGCAUUUUACUGUUGCGCAAUAUAUAAAUGGGAUUUUUGAAUAAAUUUUCUGACUCUUAAUAUUUAAUUUUUAAAUAAUUUUGAUUAAAAUUCAAUCACUUGAAUUUAUUUAUAAUACUUUUAAUUAUGCGGUGGUAUUUAAUACAUAUGUUGUUUCUAAUUAUGCAUAGUAUGUUUACCAAACCUUUCCAAAGACAAACAUUUUCUAUUGGGUUGAUUUCAGUGGCCUAUAAAUUACAAGUCUCUAAUUGUUUUAAAUUUCUUGCGCCUUGGACGUCUAAAAAUU
Messenger RNA from Meloidogyne enterolobii, 1128 nucleotides. The record is from the annotation of a GenBank genome assembly. Lineage: Eukaryota; Metazoa; Nematoda; Chromadorea; Rhabditida; Meloidogynidae.